This is a messenger RNA of Amoebophrya sp. A25, 1312 nucleotides long. The record is from the annotation of a GenBank genome assembly. Lineage: Eukaryota; Dinophyceae; Syndiniales; Amoebophryaceae.
CCCACACGUACUUGCAGAAUAGGAGCAAAUAACUUUCUUGACACGUGGCACAGACAUAGUGUUUUUUUUGAAGUAUGGAUCCGUACUAGCAAGCGGAACAAGUUCCCGUAGUUUUGCAAACGCAAUCAAGACUCGUGCUUUUGCAAUGAACACGUAUGUCAGCGAGUUUCUACAUCAAGUGUUUGACGAGAUAGCGCAGCCAAGUGCGGCAACGAAGUACAGGCCCGCGUCAGCGAGAAAAGCAGAGCAACCGCGGUCCCGCGAUGACAUACUGAAAGAGCUGCGAGAAAGUGAGGCAGAUUUGCGGUCGUUGAAGAAUCUGCAUUGCAUCGAGUCCGUACCACGUUGGGAAAUCGACCGUUUUUUUGAGCGUUUUAGUGGACCGGCGGCACACGAUCUGAGUCGAGCAUACCGGACAACACGGCAGGUGCGUGCUUUGCAAGAAGGAACAGAAGCUGGAGCAGAGGAAAAAUCUGCAACUAAAAACGCAGGUUCAGAAAGUUCGAAAGAUGCUGAAGAAGUAAACCCCGACGUCGCAAAUGCGGCUAGAGUAGAUGAGAGUGGUGAAGAAUCUCAUUCUGCACUUUCAUCUGAAGAUUCUGAAGACAAGAAUUUCACUGUCGCGAUCCCAUCUCUCUCAGAAUCGGUCCAGUCAUUGUUUCGCCUGUUCGGAAAAGGGGUCGGCGCAGUGAAGCUCUUCACGCAGGACACCAACGAUCGUGAGGCUGGCACAGUGCUUCUCUAUCCACGUGACGAAAAGCUCGUUGACGCGGCACAGCGAUCUCGCUUGGCAACGCCAGAAGGGUGGGACUGGAAUCGUGCUAGCAGUUGCGCGACGUGUUACCCUGGAAGUUCCGCCGUGCGUUACUGGCAAUAUACGCCGGACUCGGGAGAGCAAAACCCACUGUUUUUAUGUUGAGAUGGUUUUGUUGUUUCAAUGUUUCAAUUGCAUACAUCGCGUACGCGUAUGCACAUUCUUGCAGUUGUAUGUAGUCGAUGCAAGAAGAUGCUCCUUCUUUCUCGCUGGAUAUUCUAUGAGGAUUUGAGCGACCCCCACAUUCUAAUCAUCCCGGGAGGAGACUCAAAAAGACCUAAGAAACUGCCAUAUUACGUACCGCCAGGCGGUUCUGGAAAAGGAACGCCCUGUCAGUGCUGGGGCGGCGACGUACUCAGUUGCAAACAAAACCUACGAGAUUUUUUGGAGAAUCGAGUUCUUCAGCUCGAGCGUGAAUUUGCGACAGAGGAGGUCACGUCAGAGGAGACUAAUACAGAGCUCAACAAGCUCGUAAGCGCAGCAACGGUACAAGAGUGA